Vigna umbellata (rice bean) is the source of this 851-nucleotide messenger RNA. Its product is annotated as transcription factor PRE6-like. The record is from RefSeq and is a predicted model, not a curated record. Gene Ontology annotation, molecular function: protein dimerization activity. NCBI's taxonomy places the organism in Eukaryota, Viridiplantae, Streptophyta, Magnoliopsida, Fabales, Fabaceae. Gene Ontology annotation, biological process: regulation of DNA-templated transcription; regulation of growth.
UUGACAUCCAACAUAGCUGUCUACGUUAUUGUACUCUCUCUAUCUAUCUGCUGUCCCCAUGGUCCUCUCUUCCUUCAUUAUAUCUCUCUCAUCACUCUCUCCUCUCACUCAAAACCUCCCUCGUAUCCAACACUCUUCUCUCCUUCCUCCUACUCCUAUAUAUCCCCUUUCCCCUUCUUCCACUAACUCCAUGUGUUUUAUUUCCCACUUCCCAAACCAAAACCAUUCAUUCUUUGCUUUCCUUCUGCUUCCAUAUUACCAGGUAAAACUUAUCAUACACAUACAUAACCCCACACAUACCUCUGCUUAUAUAUAGCAGCAAAACUAGCAUAGCUUAGCUUGCACUUUCAACAAUUACACACAAGUACACCAACCUCCACCUAGCAACCUAGUAACAUGUCUAGCCAAAGAUCCAGACAACAUUCAGGGUCUACAAGGAUCUCCGAUGACCAAAUCAUCGAGCUUGUUUCCAAAUUGCGCCAACUUGUUCCUGAGAUUCGCAGUAGGCGAUCUGACAAGGUUUCAGCGUCGAAGGUCCUACAAGAAACCUGCAACUACAUCAGAAGCUUGCACAGAGAGGUGAGUGACUUGAGUGAGCGACUGUCUCAGUUGUUGACCACAAUUGAUGCUGAUAGUGCUGAAGCGGGAAUCAUUAGGAGCCUACUUAAUCAAUAAGCCAUGAGUGUUAUGAUUUUUUCAUUCAAAGAGUGCUAAUUAUUAUAAGAGUGUACUUCAUUCUAGGUGUGCUGAGAGAGAGCCUGGGAGCUAUACUGUACCUCCCAUAUGGCAGGUAGGACAUUUCAUAACCAGAUGUUUUCUCUUUUGCCAAUAAAUUUUAAGUGCUUGUACCA